Messenger RNA from Oryza brachyantha (malo sina), 6902 nucleotides. RefSeq names its product lysine-specific histone demethylase 1 homolog 3. The record is from RefSeq and is a predicted model, not a curated record. Gene Ontology annotation, molecular function: oxidoreductase activity; protein binding. Lineage: Eukaryota; Viridiplantae; Streptophyta; Magnoliopsida; Poales; Poaceae. The transcript is spliced from 9 exons. Bases 426 to 5960 code for a protein of 1844 amino acids.
UCCACCUCGCCCCCCUCCCCCCCCUUCACCGAGCGAAACAUCCACACUCUCCCCGUCGCGGCCACCUCGCCGGCGGCACCGCCGCGCCGGCCCCUUCACGCCGCGAACGUAUCCUUCUCGUCGUCGCGCCGGCCCCCGUUGCAUCGCACAGCGCGAGCCGGAGGUAGGAGUCGCCUACUCGCGCGGGCGGCCGGAGAGAAGACCCCUGGGCGCGGCGUAGACGGCCUCCGCUCCUUCCCGACCCCGCCCUAGACUCCUUCCUACCCCGGCGCGGCCCGGCCUGGCCUCAUCGCGCGCACGGCCGGCGAGCGGGUUUGGAGGGGCGGGGCGGCGCGGCCGACCUCCUUCCACCGGCCCCCUACCUCGGUACGAAUCGAAUAGCGGCCUGUGUUUCCAAAAGGAAUUGGGGGUUCAGUUGAACCCCCAUGCCCGACAUUAGGUCUGCCCCUGGGCGGGGCAAGUCCGACGAGGACGAGCGGCGGCCGAUUGGGUCGUUGUUUAAACUUAAGAGGAAGCGCAAGGCGCAGGCUUCGGCCGAAGCUAAGGCAGAUUCAAACCCUAGCGCGGAAUCGGAGGCUCCUGAUGGUGUGGUGCCAGGGGAGAUGGAAGAUACCUUGGCUAGUAUAAAGAGGAAAUUGAGGAAACCUAAGAAGGGCAAAGAAGGGGGUGAUGUUGGAGUGGUUGGAUCGGGAGCCAAAGGCGAGGUCCUGGCCGAGCAAGAAGAUGCUCAGGGUGGUGUUGAUAAUAUUGUUGAUGGUGUUUCAGAUGAUAAGAGCAUUCUGGAGGGUGUGAAAGCAAGGGUUGAUGAAGUCGUUAGGGGUGCCUUGCAGGGUUCAGGUGGUCUAGGGUUAGAUGACUCCUUGUCGACACUCUUUAAGAAACCUGGUCGAAAGUCUCGACAUGUCUCUGUGAAGGAGGAAGAAGGUGUGGAAGUUACUGAUUCACAUGUUGAGAAAAUUCCUGAGAAGGGAACUGAUUUGGUUUUGGAUAGGGUUACCAAUGGCCCUAAACGGAGAAGGCGCCGCACAAAGGAACAGAUGAAAGAUGCUGCUGCAAAAUCAGAAAGAACAACGGUGAAUGAAGGAUUGCCCAAUCGGAAAGUCAGCACCUCCUUGCCCAGGAAGGCAAAAGCAGAGGCAAAGGUGAAGAUUAGUAGUUCCAACAGGCGCUCAAGGAAGUCUGAUGUGAAACAGAAGGCUUCAGAUGACGGACUAUGUCACCGAUCAUUGGGAGAAACAAUUGAACAAGAUGCGGAGACCAGGACAGUACUGGACGAUGUAUCUGGAAAUUCAUCUGAUGGUGCCAGUCAUCAUAUUGAAGUUCCAGCUUGUUUAAGCAACCGACCUUGCAUGAAACCUUGCUCAGGAGAGCUUGCUGAAGAAGUGUCUCAUAGUGCAGCAAAUGCAGCAGCCACUGAUGGUGUUUCUGAUGAACACACAUACUCCCAAACAUUAUUAAAGGAAAGAAAUGAUGAUGCAGGUUGUCCCCAUGACAAGCCACCGGCAUCAAGCAUAAAAGGCAUACAUGGUAAAAAAUCAACAGAGCUGCUUAAGAAACCUGUUCGACGAAAGGAUCAGUUGUUAUCUACUGAUGUUGACAAUGAACAUGUGGUAGGCUCAGCUGACACUAAAGAUGUCAAUAUUGAACAAAAUGCAGCUGUGCCAACAGAAGGAAAAUUUAAUCAACCAGCUUUGGGGAUCCCUGAGUCCAACGUGACCGGGAAGGGUUUACGUAAAAUGACAACACCUGUGAAAGAUCUGGAUGUGGUUGAUGUGGUAGCACCUUCAGAUUUCGAGGACAUGGAGAAUGCAUCAAAGUCGAGGCGUGUGACACGUAGUGCUAGAAAACGCAAGCAUGGUGACAUGGCAUAUGAGGGUGAUGUUGACUGGGAAACUCUAAUGCAGGAGCAGGGGCUGUUUUCGAACCUCUCAGCAUCCUUAGCGGACCAUUCUGUCAAAUUAAAAGAUAAAAUCAAAAUCUCUGAAGUUCAUGACAAUGGAGAUGAUAGUGGUAUUGCUGCAGUACGUGCUGGCCUAAAGGCAAAGGCUGUUACUCCAAUUGAAAAGAUAAAAUUCAAGGACAUCUUGAAGCGCAAGGGCGGCCUUCAGGAGUACCUGGAAUGCAGGAACAUGAUUCUAAAUCGAUGGUGCAAGGAUGUUAAACAUACAUUGGAUCUUGCAGAAUGUGGUGUAUCUGAUGUUUGUUUGGAUGAUGAGCCACCACGUCAAACACUUACUCGUGAUGUGUAUUUAUUCUUAGAUCAAAAUGGUUACAUAAAUACUGGAAUUGCCUUAGAUAAGGUGAAAACAAACCAUGAAAGUCCUCCUGAAGUUGUAGAAGUAUCCAAGCUAAGUGAAUCACAUGAAAGAAAAUCUGUCAGUAUACAUGAUGAUAUUGUCACUGAACCAGUCCAGGACAAUAAAGCUGGUGUUAAAAGCACUGAGUGCGUUUUGAUAGAAGCAUCAAAUGAAGGGAGUAGCUCUGCUGCCAUUCAAUAUGAUGCUCAAGACUUGCUGCCUCCCUUGAAGUCUGAAGAACAGAUAUCCGAAGAAAAGAAUCUGGGUGUAUUAACUGAAGAUAGAGAUGAAUUAGUACUUCCCAGCAAUUCCAAUAUCCACUCUAAGUCAGACCUCAAUGGUUUCAUUUUAAAAGUUGAAGGCAACAGUCUUCAACAAGCAGAAGCAGCUGAUAUAGAACAUUCUGGAAACAAACAUGAAGUAAGUGAUAAAGUUGAGUCUGGUGGGUGUGGCAAAAAGAUAAUAGUUGUUGGGGCUGGUCCAGCUGGGUUAACGGCUGCACGACAUCUGCAGCGUCAAGGUUUUUCUGUUACUGUUCUUGAGGCACGUAAUAGGAUCGGCGGUCGUGUUUAUACAGAUCGUGUAUCUCUUUCAGUUCCUGUGGAUUUGGGUGCUAGCAUUAUUACAGGUGUGGAGGCUGAUAUAGCAACAGAAAGAAGAGCUGAUCCAUCUUCUUUAAUAUGUUCUCAGCUUGGUCUUGAAUUGACUGUGUUGAAUAGUGCUUGCCCUCUCUAUGAUGUUGUAACAGGCAACAAAGUUCCUGAUGAAUUGGAUGGAGAUUUGGAAUCUGAAUACAAUGGUCUUCUUGAUGAGAUGGCACAGCUUUUUGCACAAAACGGUGAAAGUGCAGUGGGUUUAUCCCUUGAGGAUGGAUUAGAGUAUGCACUUAGGAAGAAUCGAGUGGCUCAGUCUGAACAGGAGGAUCAGUUAAGAAAUAUGUCAAGGUCUGGCGCUAUAGACAUUUCUGAGAGUGCUUCCACAGAAAAGGAGAUAGCCCACUGUGGAAAGGAGGAUAAGAUAGAUGUUCUCAGCCCUCUUGAAAGAAGAGUUAUGAACUGGCACUUUGCACAUUUAGAAUAUGGUUGUGCUGCAAUGCUGAAAUCUGUUUCUCUUCCAUACUGGAACCAGGACGAUGUGUAUGGAGGGUUUGGAGGAGCCCAUUGUAUGAUUAAAGGUGGCUACGAUACUGUUCUAGAGAACCUUGCAAAAGGACUUGAUGUUCAGUUAAAUCACGUUGUAACUGAUGUACUUUAUGGAUCUGAGGAACUAGGUGCCAGUGGUAAUAGCAGGAAAUUUGUCAAAGUCUCCACUUCAAAUGGAAAUGAAUUUGUGGGAGAUGCUGUGUUGAUCACUGUUCCUCUUGGUUGCUUGAAAGCACAAACAAUCAAAUUUUCUCCUUCAUUGCCAGACUGGAAACUGUCUUCCAUUGACAGACUUGGAUUUGGUAUUCUCAAUAAAAUUGUGUUGGAGUUUCCUGAGGUCUUUUGGGAUGAUAAUGUGGAUUAUUUUGGUGCAACUGCCGAAGAAACUGAUUUAAGAGGACAAUGCUUUAUGUUUUGGAACCUCAAAAAGACAGUUGGCGCGCCAGUUCUGAUAGCACUACUUGUUGGGAAGGCUGCUAUAGAUGGACAGAGUAUCAGUUCUGAUGAUCACGUUAAUAAUGCUAUGGUGGUUCUCCGAAAGCUCUUUAGGGAUGUUUCUGUACCAGAUCCAGUUGCAUCCGUUGUGACAAACUGGGGCUGUGAUCCUUUUAGCAGAGGAGCUUACUCUUAUGUUGCAGUAGGAGCAUCAGGGAGGGACUAUGACAUUUUGGGAAGGCCAGUUGCAGACUGUUUAUUUUUUGCUGGCGAAGCAACAUGUAAAGAACACCCAGAUACUGUUGGUGGUGCAAUUUUAAGUGGUCUUCGAGAAGCUGUUCGGAUUAUUGACUUGGUACACAGUGGUAAGGAUUAUGUGGCUGAGGUUGAAGCUCUACAAACUUACCAGAUGCAGUCAGAUAGUGAAAGAAAUGAAGUUAGAGACAUGUCAAAUAAACUUGAAGCAUGUGAACUUUCAACUGCUCUAUGCAAAAACUCAUCUGAUGCAUCCUAUCCACUAUUUAGUAAGGAAUCUUUACUGCAAGAAAUGUUCUUUAGUGCAAAGACUACAUCAGGGCGCCUACAUUUGGCCAAAAUGUUAUUGAAGCUUCCUCCAGAUGUUCUUAAAUCAUUUGCUGGAUCUAAAGAAGGACUAUCUAUGUUGAACUCCUGGAUACUCGAUUCACUUGGGAAGAAUGCUACUCAACUGUUGCGGCAUUGUGUACGCUUGCUUCUGCUCGUUUCAACCGACCUACUAGCUGUUCGCUUGUCUGGAAUUGGGAGAACUGUAAAGGAAAAGGUUUGUGUCCAUACAAGUCGAGAUAUACGUGCUAUAGCUCGCCAGUUGGUUAGUGUGUGGGUAGAAGUUUUCCGUAAAGAAAAAGCUAGCAAUGGUGCACUAAAAUUGCUGCGUAGGAUGCCAUCAGCUGAGUCCAGUAAGCCGAGGAGUAAGGAUCUACAAUCAGGAAAACCUGUUGGACGUGCCUCAAAUCAAGUUCCAGAUAACCCUAAAGUGGCUUCAAGGCAUGCAAGAUCUGCUGGAAACCAUUCACCACACAGAGCAAUCAAGAUACCUGAGAACAAGGCUGCAAAACUGGAGGCUAUGACAGCUACCAGGUCUGAUGGUAGCUCGCUUCGUUCCCAGAAGCAGCAUAAUGAUCUGGAACCUAAAGCUGAUAAUGGCCUCGUUAUUAUGUCUGAGGAAGAAGCUGCUGCAUUUGCUGCUGCUGAGGCUGCUCGAGCUGCUGCCAUAGCAGCUGCACAGGCAUAUGCAUCUGUGGAGGCAGAGAUAAAUGCACCUCGUGAGCUUCCGAAGAUACCUGAUUUCCAUACUUUUGCCAUGCGUGACCAUUAUUUAGAUGAGUCUGAUACAAGAAAGAAGGUGUUAAGUGACAACCUUGGGAGACUUGAAUGCAUAUCAGAAAUUGAUUCCAGGAAUGACAAAGAUAAGAACCCACCAGUUGACCAUGCCAAUUGUGCUGAUGUUGACAGUUCAAAAAUGACUGGUGAUAACUGUACACAGAGGAGCUACUCAAAUGAGAAUGCCUGCCUAAUAAACGUUAGGGAUCAUUCCACAGAUAGUGGAGCUGCAGACAGUCGGUUCACGAGGGCAUGGGUUGAUAUAGAUACUAUCAUUAUUGAUGGUGUCAAGGAUCCUUUAGCUAUUGAGAGGUGGCAGCAACAGGCAAUGGAAGCAGAUAAAGAAUUCUACAGUCGGAUACGUAUACCUGAUGAAGAAGACUCAAGUAGCCAAAAGCAGACAUGUAGAAGUUCUGCCUCACAGGUUGCAGAAAGCAAACCCGCAUCAGAAGGGCAAUCACGAGGUGUAGACCAUUUAAGGCAGGGUCUUAUAAAUUUCAUAUCCACAUUGCUGAUGCCACUAUACAGAAACAGAAAGGUUGACAGGGAGGGGUACAAGACAAUAAUGCGGAAAGCUGUCACGAAGAUCAUUGAGACAUGCACAGAAGGAGAGAAAAUUAUGACUGUUCAUGAAUUUCUUGAUUCGAAGAGGAAAAAUAAGAUUCAAAUUUUCGUGGAUAAGUUGGUUGAGAGGCAUUGCCAUCUGAAUCGACCUCCCAAUUCAUAACAAGCAGAAGCUUAUCAGGAAGCUGUUACAUGUGGAGGGAGCAAAUUGUAUUUAUCAAAGCAAGCUGUCCUCCAUUAGGCAUCGACUCCAUAUGAACUAAAAGUUCUGUUCUAAAGCAGGCAGCAUUGGCCUUGGAGUUAAAAUCACAUAUGAGGGAGAAUGUCGGGAACAUCAUUGGUCAGAUCAGCACAUUCGUUUUUGCGAUCGCUGCCAUCAUCAUAGCAGCGGUUAAAUGGUUAAUGGCCUUUCCAGGACAGUUGAAUGUGUAGAUCUCUGUGUAUUGACUUUGCUUGCAGUUGGCUUGUGUGCCGAAUUGAGCGAUAUGGCUUGACUGAAGUGCCAUAUGAAGAUAUGGGAUUCAGCAUGGUUACUUUGCAAUGGGCGCUCAUAUACCUUAAAGGACAUUAGUUUAGUUCCUGUGUUAGUGGAUUAAAGCCGUUCAUUGUUCGGAGAUAACAUCAAAGUAGAUCCAGUCUUGUUUGCUCUUUAAUGUAUAGUUUUUGUUGUUUCUAGCAACCAUCUAACUUAAAAUGGGCGUCAUUUAAAAGGUGCAGCAGCGGGAGGUUUUUUUGUAGCGUUUGUACAUCCUUGGGCCUUGUCUGCUUAAAGGAACUCAAUGACUGCUGAGAGCAAAAUGAUCCGCAAAUGAGAAUUAAACUUCACCAACAAAGUUUUCUUGUUACUUUCUACCUUGUUUUCACAUGUUUGUUUGUUCCAAUAUAAAUGUAUGGCUAAUGCGAUCUGUCUUAGAGCAUUUUUCAGGCCGAGUUUUUACACGGCCUUAUGUAAGACAGAAGUCAGUAAAACAAUAGAGUACAGCAGUGUAUUAGUUCAUUUGUACAAAUGUGUAAUGGGAGUUUAUGAGCUCUCAAGAUUGAGCCUAAUUAACUUUGUCUUUUGGGUAAUGUUCACUUACGAUACAGGAAAGGCUGCUUGCGUCAA